Paramecium tetraurelia is the source of this 903-nucleotide messenger RNA. RefSeq lists its product as uncharacterized. Gene Ontology annotation, biological process: protein dephosphorylation. The transcript has 4 exons. Gene Ontology annotation, molecular function: protein tyrosine/serine/threonine phosphatase activity. NCBI's taxonomy places the organism in Eukaryota, Ciliophora, Oligohymenophorea, Peniculida, Parameciidae. The record is from RefSeq and is a predicted model, not a curated record.
AUGUAAUCCCCAACUCGUAUCAUUGACGGUUUAUUUAUUGGAGAUUAGAGUGCAGCACAUGAUCUUGAAUUCUUGAUAACGAAUAAAAUUACAAAAGUUAUUAAUUGCGCUGGAAAGUAAAUACCAAAUCAUUGGGAAUCAAUUGGCAUAGAAUACUUAACUUAUGGUUGGAUUGAAAGUGAUAAUCAGUUUGCAAUUGACCAUUCUCGUUGUUUUUCAUUUAUAAAUGAUAACCUAGAAGCAGGAGAAGCUGUUUUAGUUCACUCAAUUAAAGCUCUCAAUCGAUCUGUUUUUGUGAUUGCUGUAUUUUUGAUGAGGAAAUUUAAAUGGACCUUGUAAAAAACCCUUUAGUAUGUGUAAAACCUAAAAAAUAAUAAUGAUAUCAAGUAAAAUGUGAUGCAGCAACUUGUGAAUUUUGAAAAAUGGCUGCAAAUCAAUAAACUGAGUAACAAUUGGGACUCUACUCAAAAUUAAGAUGAGGUUGUAGCAAGAAACACUUAUCUUAAUAGUUAAAAACCUUAGGAAUGUGAACCAAGACUAAAAAAGGAAGUAGGCUCUAAAAAAGUUCAUUGGAAUAAAAUCAUCGUAUCCCAAUAUAUCCCUCCUUAUUUCUAAAUCUAAUUCAAAAAUCUAUCAAAAUUUUAACCUGAACCUUCAACUUAAGUUUAAAACUAGAAUACAUAACUUCCAACCAAGCUGAGAAGACAAACAACUGACAAUUGGAUGAAUAAGAAACUUCCUUUGAAUUAAGUUAAUGAUGAUAAAAAGAUCAAUCUUUUUUGCAUAAAAUCUGAUAGACAAUAAAUAAAACCUUUAUUAAGACCAGGAACAGCUCCAUAAAAAAGACUUAUCAAAAAUAAAUGGCAAUCAUAAUCCCAUAGAGUCUUAGUUAAAUAGGCAUGA